This is a messenger RNA of Caenorhabditis remanei, 921 nucleotides long. RefSeq lists its product as uncharacterized. Bases 1 to 921 code for a protein of 306 amino acids. Lineage: Eukaryota; Metazoa; Nematoda; Chromadorea; Rhabditida; Rhabditidae. Gene Ontology annotation, molecular function: growth factor activity; growth factor receptor binding. The record is from RefSeq and is a predicted model, not a curated record. Gene Ontology annotation, cellular component: membrane. The transcript is spliced from 7 exons. Gene Ontology annotation, biological process: positive regulation of cell population proliferation; positive regulation of protein autophosphorylation.
AUGCUAAAUCAUCUGAUUUUCAUCAAUUUUCUCGUUUUCUCGUUUUGGAAUAGUGGAGAUGCACAGAUUCCGCAUGAAUUCCAACGAAUGCUGAAACAUGCAAAAAGUUUGGAGAGUCUUCUGAAGGAUUUGCAUGUCAUCUAUAAUCCGGAGCUAACAAAUAGUCAUGUCCAGAAAAAAACAGAUAAUAGGGGAGCAAUUCUCCCGCUAAAAACCGGUUCCAUGUCAACCCAACGUAUUGUAUCAAUUCAAAAUAUUUCGAAUAACGAUAUGGACGGUUACACCCUAUUUCAUCUCCAAAGUAUGAAAGAUAUCAAGCAGGGAAAUGACACGUGUAACCUCCAAUCCGUCUGUGUGCCCGUCCCCCAGCUAUCCGAUGACCCCCAGGUCCUAAUGUACCCAAAAUGUUAUGAGGUGAAACAAUGUGUCGGAAGUUGCUGCAGCUCGGUGGAGACUUGUCACCCUGGAACCAUCAAUUUGGUUAAGAAACAUGUCGCCGAGCUUCUCUACAUUGGAAACGGCCGUUUCAUGUUCAACAUGACACGUGAAAUCACUAUGGAAGAGCACACCUCAUGCUCCUGCUUCGAUUGUGGAUCUAAUACCCCUCAAUGCGCUUCCGGAUUCGUAGUCGGUAGAUCAUGCAAGUGUGAAUGUGCCAAUAAGGAGGAUAGGAAUAAUUGUGUAGGCAACGCCACGUGGAACGCCGAGAACUGCAAAUGCGAGUGUAAUCUGAAGUGCGAUGAGGGUCGUGUCGUGCAUACUCCGACAUGUGAAUGUGUUCGAAAAAGAAAUCAUGGUGGAGGUGGUGGCCAUAGUAAUAGACAUCACGGUCACCGUCAUCACGGUAGAUCACGACCGAUUGAGACGGAGGAGGUGGAGAAGAUCGCCAAGUUGCAGGUCGGAAAAGUUGGUGGAUUCUAA